AUGGUCGACUUUGACGCUCUGCCUGAUUUCGAUGCCCUCCCAUCCGUGGAGGGCAUGCCUCCAGGGUGUGCGUGGGGAAUUUUUGACCAGGACGGGAAGAAAGAUUAUCUCGGUUGUUUCAACCUGCUGACGCCCAAAGUGAAGAAAGAGGCAUUAAAAGAAGCCCGCGAUGGCGUCUCGAUCUCGUUGAACUGGCCGCUCAAUGCCAUCGCAGCCCCUGGGUUCGGCCGUCGACCAACCGAACACACGAUAGUGGAUGCUAUGGAAGGGCCGUUCAAAACCCACGGAUUCGAUGAUGAGCUGGCGUUCAAUACUCAGUGCUCAAGCCAGUGGGAUAGUUUGGUUCACUGGGGCCAUCAGCCUACCGGAUUGUUCUAUAACGGAUCGACUCCAAGCAAGGCGAACUUGAACCAGCCCACUGGUGUAGCAGACAAGAGUAUACCCACGUUGAAUCACUGGCAUGAACACGGUUGUAUGGUGGGCAGAGGGGUGUUGUUGGACUACAAGGCAUACGCACAGUCGAAAGGCAUCGCGUACAACUGCUUUGAUUCAUACGCCAUCACGGUAGCGGAUCUGGAAGCCGUGGCGGCUUAUCAAAACACUUCAUUCAAGUAUGGGGACAUCCUAAUUGUCCGGACGGGCUUCACCGACGAGCUGCAAGCCGCUGGCAGCGCAGAGAAGCAAGCCGCUCUGCUGGGGUCUCACAAGGCUGCGGGUGUUGCAGGCAACAUAGAGAUGGCGCGAUGGAUGUGGAAUCAUCACUUCUCUGCUGUGGCCGGCGAUGCCAUUGCCUUCGAAAGUUUCCCACCAACGGUCGAGGAAGACGGUCGUGUUCGCCAGGGAACGAUGCCGGAAAUGGUUUUGCACAAGUACCUGAUCACUUUCUUCGGCAUGUAUAUCGGCGAGCUCUGGGAUCUCAAAGCAUUGGGAGAGUUUAUGGAACCGCACCUGUCCCCGUUGCUGCCUUCCUCUCUAUACUACGCAACAUCAUCACCCAUUGUUGCCUUUGCCGACGUCAAUCCGGACGACAUCGCCCGUGAGAGAGAGCUCACGAUGGAAAAUUACACGAGCUACAACGCUCGAACUAUCCUGUUCGCCGCAACCGGCUCGUUGUUUGCCGGUUUCGCCCUGGCCGUCAUCACAACCACUCUGGGUCAACCAACCUUCUAUGAGUCUCUGUCCCUGGAGGCCGACCCUACAGCUCCGGGCUAUUCUCACACCAACACGAUCAUCGGGGCGGUCAAUGGAGUGUUCUUCGCCGGAGGCUUCUUUGGCACUUUGUUCUCCGGAUGGACAGCCGACAGAUUUGGUCGCCUGAAUGGGUUUCGCAUCGCGGGUGUAAUGGGGGUGGUCGGAGCGGCCAUUCAGACCGGAUCAGUCAAUGUCCCAAUGCCCACGGCUGUACCGAGAUUGAUACUUCAUGUCCCUAACGUUACGGGACCCGUUGCAAAGUACCUUGUAGCACGGGUCAUCACAGGUCUCGCCGCUGGCAACACACUUGCUGCAAUGCCGACAUACUACGCCGAAGUGUCGCCGCCGCACUCUCGCGGCAUGAUGACUGGUGCCCAUGGAAGCUUUGUGAAUGCUGGCUACUUUUUGGCCGGCUGGAUAGGGUUCGGCUGCUUCCAUGCCCCAAGCACCACCUUUUCGUGGAGAUUCCCAAAUGCCGUCCUUUGUCUACUUGGCCUUGUUCUCAUCACCGGUACUUUCUUUAUUCCAGAAAGCCCUCGAUGGCUUUUACAGCGCGGUCGACGCGACGAAGCCUUCAAGACACUUUGCAAACUGCACCAUGACCCCAACGACACGGAGGAACACUUUGCCCGACGAGAACUGGCUCUCAUCGAACGUCAGCAGGCUGUUGAUGCAGCGGUCCUGGCUGAAGACGGCAAAUGGCAGCUGUUCACUGCCAAAACGUAUCGCAAGAGACUCAUUUUGGGAUUUCUCGUCAUGGCUGGUGGGCAAAACAACGGAACGUUGGUGAUCAACAACUACACUGUGUUGCUCUACCGGUCCUUAGGCCUCAACGCGGAGAUCUCUCUGAUGCUCAGCGCUAUAUACAACACACUUGCUGCGAUUGCGAACUUCGUCGGCGCCUACUAUAGCGACAAAAUGGGACGGAGAAAGGCCCUGUUGGUGGGCUUUACCCUCAACAUGUCAAUGUUCAUCAUCGCCACCGGUCUCAUUGGGAAAUACAGCUAUACUCCAUCCCAAGGCCUCGCUGCAGCUGCAGUAGUGUUCUUGUAUCUCUAUGUGAUUGCAUACGGCGGCCUGAUUGACAUCAAUCAAUUCACCGCCGUCACCGAGAUCUUCCCGUCCCACCUCCGCAGCCAGGCAACGUCUUACGCCGUCUCUGCCAUCUUCCUCAUGGACGUCCUCUGGCUCGAGCUGUCGCCGACCGCCCAGGCGACCAUCGGGUGGAAAUACUAUUUGGUCUUUGUGUGUCUGGGGAUUGCCCACACGGUGCAUAUCUAUUUCUUCCUACCAGAUGUGAGCCUCACGGACCCCCCUUCCUUGUACCCAUACGGCGCACGAUCGGCGAACGGUAUGGCGUUGGAGGAAAUCGACGCGCUUUUCGGGAAGACGGUCGCUGCACACUUGACGGACAACAACUUGGAAGAGGAGAAAACGAGCCCCGGCACUCCGCCUGCCGACCUUCUCUCCAAGGAGGGCCAGACUACUACGCAUGUCGCGACGGUCUGA
Molecule: messenger RNA, 2700 nt
Organism: Fonsecaea nubica
Lineage: Eukaryota; Fungi; Ascomycota; Eurotiomycetes; Chaetothyriales; Herpotrichiellaceae
Exons: 10
Coding region: 1-2700 (899 amino acids)
Biological process (GO): transmembrane transport; carbohydrate transport
Cellular component (GO): membrane
Molecular function (GO): carbohydrate:proton symporter activity; arylformamidase activity
Source: RefSeq, a predicted model, not a curated record